Messenger RNA from Parnassius apollo (apollo), 582 nucleotides. NCBI's taxonomy places the organism in Eukaryota, Metazoa, Arthropoda, Insecta, Lepidoptera, Papilionidae. The record is from the annotation of a GenBank genome assembly.
AUGUCUGAAGAGUCUGGAUCUGAAUACAGUCCAAGUGAAUCAAGUAACAGCUCAGUCGAACGAAUUGAUGAGGUCUGCCAAAGAGAACCCAGCAAACGAAUUAGGAAGCCACCUGUUUACUAUCAUUGCCAAAAUGUGCAUACCGAACAAUGUGAACCUGUCACUUAUGGUGAGGCUAAGAUGAGAAGUGACAGCAGCAAAUGGAAGGAGGCGAUAGAUAGAGAGAUGCAAACACUAGAAGAAAAUAAUACUUGGAAAAUAUGUAAUGUACCAGAAAAUGAAAAGCUUCUGAGUAGUAAGUGGGAAUUUAAAAUUAAAAGAGGAGAUUCAGAUUUUCCUCAAUAUAAAGCAAGAUUGGUAGCGAGAGGGUUCGAACAGGAUGAUAUUUUAGACUUAAAUGACUGUUAUGCUCCAGUUGCAAAAUUGUCAACUGUUAUUUGUAGGUUAUUUGUAGCAAUAGCAACUAAACAUAAUUUACUUAUAAUUCAAAUGGAUGUAACAGGCCGUAACAAUGUAAAUAACGGACAGAAGAACAAAGUCACCGUCAUGAUUUACAGCAAAUGGUGCUCCUUUUCAACUUAA